CAGUAUGACUCCAGGACUCUUAGUAGUUAGAAACCAGACACCCAAAAAUGGCUUCGAUUUCUCUAUCCUUCUCAUCCUCCCUGCUUCCCUCUCCUCUUCUCCAAGACAAGAACAAGGCCACCUCUGCAACCAAACCCAGAGACCACCAUGGAUCACUUUGCGGAGUUGUUCGCUGCGCAUUCGCUUCACCAGCGAGAAGGAAGACCUCUUCUACUCCUUCUUCUUCUUCUUCUUCUUCAGCUGUGGGUAAGAAGAGACUGUGGAAGCAAGGAGAAUUUCCAGGAACUUCGGCGGAAGGAAGAUCCAGAAAGACGCCCAUUAAGAAUAUCAAGAAGAAGUUGGACCGCAAGAACGACGCCAAGGCCUGGGCCAACACCGUUGCCGAAGCCUUGUCCGAUCUAGUCCUCAAAAAGCAAUGGCUCCAAGCUCUUGAGGUCUUUGAGAUGCUCAGAGAACAGCCUUUUUAUCAACCAAAAGAAGGGACUUACAUGAAGCUCCUUGUUCUGCUUGGAAAAUCUGGGCAACCCCUUCGUGCUCAUGAACUUUUUGACACAAUGGUUGAAGAAGGAUGUGAACCCACCACUGAACUUUAUACAGCUCUGCUUGCAUCUUAUUGUCGGAGCAAUCUCAUUGAUGAAGCAUUCUCAAUCCUCAACCAAAUGAAGACCCUCCCUCGUUGCCAGCCUGAUGUUUUUACAUACAGUACCCUGCUCAAGGCUUGUGUUGACGCUUCUCGAUUUGAACUGGUUGAGUCCCUUUAUGAAGAAAUGGAUGUACGAUCAAUAACUCCAAAUACAGUUACACAAAAUAUAGUGUUAAGUGGCUAUGGGAAGGCAGGCAAAUUUGACGAAAUGGAGAAAGUGCUGUCAGGAAUGCUUGAGAGCACCUCAAGCAAGCCUGAUGUCUGGACCAUGAACACCAUUCUUAGCUUGUUUGGUAACAAGGGACAGAUUGAAAUUAUGGAAAAAUGGUAUGAGAAAUUCCGGAAUUUUGGAAUUGAACCAGAAACACGCACCUUUAAUAUAUUGAUUGGCGCUUAUGGGAAGAAACGGAUGUAUGAUAAGAUGUCAUCAGUGAUGGAGUACAUGCGCAAGCUUCAGUUUCCUUGGACGACCUCAACUUACAAUAAUGUGAUCGAGGCAUUUUCUGAUGUGGGGGAUGCAAAAAACAUGGAGUACACAUUUGAUCAGAUGCGUGCUGAGGGCAUGAAAGCCGAUACCAAGACAUUUUGCUGCCUUAUUAGAGGAUAUGCUAAUGCAGGCCUUUUCCAUAAAGUAGUAAGCAGUGUUCAAUUGGCUGGGAAGUUUGAGAUACCUGAGAACACCUCAUUUUAUAAUGCAGUUAUUUCUGCUUGUGCAAAGGCUGAGGAUUUGAUAGAAAUGGAGAGAGUUUUCAAUCGGAUGAAAGAUAAGCACUGUCAACCAGACUCCACAACCUAUUCUAUCAUGGUAGAGGCAUAUAAAAAGGAAGGCAUGAAUGACAAAAUCUAUGAUUUGGAGCAGGAGAGACAGAGGAUGGUUGCUGAUGGUCCAAAAGGUGAUUAGGCUUUGUAGCAAGAAAUAUGUGGUUAAUGCCUGAUUGAGGUUAAUGACAACUGCUUUUGCUCUUGCCCAAGUUUUGUACAGGAGCUGCUAAACUGCUCCUUUUGAAUGCUAAAUGGGCCUUGAUUGAUGAGGUAACCAAGCCAUCACUUUCUGGGGUAGAUGUGUAGUUACCACCUGUCUAUCUGCAUGAUUUGUAUGAAGUACUGUCUAGAUCCUCCAGGCAUUUGUGAUCUUCUGAGCAAACUAUUUGGGUAUUUAAAUGUAUGACAGAGCUAACGGAUGCCUCUCAGUGAGCUGGAGAGAUUUUAUAUUACCUAGAAAUGGAAAGCUGCUCUCUUCCUGUGAAA
Molecule: messenger RNA, 1891 nt
Organism: Vitis vinifera (wine grape)
Lineage: Eukaryota; Viridiplantae; Streptophyta; Magnoliopsida; Vitales; Vitaceae
Product: pentatricopeptide repeat-containing protein At3g06430, chloroplastic
Exons: 2
Coding region: 48-1544 (498 amino acids)
Molecular function (GO): mRNA binding; protein binding
Source: RefSeq, a predicted model, not a curated record